Pogona vitticeps (central bearded dragon) is the source of this 1804-nucleotide messenger RNA. NCBI's taxonomy places the organism in Eukaryota, Metazoa, Chordata, Lepidosauria, Squamata, Agamidae. The record is from RefSeq and is a predicted model, not a curated record.
AUGGACCGAACGGGCGCUGAGCGGGUGAAAAAAAUGGUGACUGUGAAAUGGAACCUCCAGCUUCAGGAGCAGUCUGUCUCUGAUGCUGCUGCUCCGUCUGGUUCUCCUCCAGGCCCUUCCGUGGCUCUCCACCAUCUCCCGCUUCCAGCUCGCCCCCAUAUUCGGAAGAAACGCUACACCUUAACGCCGGGGCACCUGAGGUGGGACCACUUCAAUCUCACCUACAAGAUUCUGUCCUUCCCUCGAAACCUGAUCAACGAAAGCCAGACGAGGAAGGGGCUGGCCACGGCUUUCCGCAUGUGGAGCGACGUUUCCCCGUUCAGCUUCCGGGAAGUGUCUCCAUCCAUGCCUAGUGACCUCAAAAUCGGUUUCUAUUCCAUCAAUCACACCGACUGCCUGGAGUCCCAAAUCCAUCACUGCUUUGAUGGCACGACCGGAGAACUGGCUCACGCCUUUUUCCCACAGACCGGCGAGAUCCAUUUUGAUGACCACGAAUACUGGAUCGUCGGGGACACCCGGUUCAGCUGGAAAAAGGGCGUUUGGCUGACAGAUCUGGUCCACGUCGCAGCCCACGAAAUCGGCCACGCCCUGGGUCUCAUGCACUCCCUGGACCCCAACGCCCUCAUGCACCUCAACGCUACGUUGACGGGGAAGAACACCAUUUCGCAGGACGAGAUGUGGGGCAUCUACAGACUUUACGGCUGCAAAGACAGAGUCUUUAUCUGUCCCUCCUGGUCUCGAAAAGGAUACUGCAAGACACGGAGAAAGUUCAUGAAAAAACAUUGUCCGUACAGCUGUGACUUCUGCUUAGAAUUCCCCUUCCCGGCGGUCGCACCCACCCCACCUCCCCCGAGGAUGAAGACCAAGGUGGUCCCACAUGGCAGAAACGUGACGUUCCGCUGUGGCCAGAAGAUUAUUCAUAAAAAAGGCAAAGUUUAUUGGUAUAAAGAGAAGGAGCUCCUAGAGUACUCCUACCCCGGAUAUCUCUCGCUAAACGAUGACCACAUGAGCAUCAUCGCCAAUGCCAUUAAUGAAGGGACUUACACUUGCAUGGUGAAGAAGAAAUCCAAGAUCUUGACCACGUAUUCCUGGAGGAUUAAGCUCAAGCAUUGAUUGGGAACCUUUAGAAGGACUGGGAUAGUUCGUUUGGCUUUGGUCCAUGUUGGACUCCUUCCUCCCCCCCCCCCCCGGCAUUUGUAUAUUUACUUUCAGCAGCGCAUUUCGAACUGACUCCCUUCUAAACCCCACCCGUCUGCUCUCAACUCUUUGCCGGUGUGCGAGGAUGCUGGAAUUUCCUCCACCGGUCUGAAAGGAGAGAACUUGAAAGUAAGUUAGAUGGUCUGUGUGCUGUGUUUCUUGGAGUCUUCGUGGAUCUGAUGCUACGUAACUCCAUGGUUUCGGUCUCUGGCUGUGGAGCCAGAGGUUGGGAAUUCGAAUCCCCCCACCCCGGGACUGUGCAGCUGGCCCAAGGCCACCCAGGCUGGCUCUACUCACAGACAGCAGCACCUCAAAUGAAGGCUUAAAAGAUCAUCCAAAAACGGGUCUCACUUUUUUCUGAUGUCCCUUUUGGUAUUCAUCUUCUGCAAUAAUCCUGCGAUGACUAUUCUUGUUUUCAAUGCCUUAUACGUACUGUGGCGGUUAUUUAUCAGUCCAUUCCGCCAUCUUAAAAGCUCCCACCUCCCUUCGCCUUCUCGUCAGCAGCUUCUGGAAAGCUACAGGACACGUGAUCCUCUAGGAACUAUUGUUUUUAAAUCCAUAAAUUACUGCUGUACUAAGUUGAAUAAAGUGCUUCCUCACCCCUCUG